Molecule: messenger RNA, 753 nt
Organism: Radiomyces spectabilis
Lineage: Eukaryota; Fungi; Mucoromycota; Mucoromycetes; Mucorales; Radiomycetaceae
Exons: 1
Coding region: 140-574 (144 amino acids)
Source: RefSeq, a predicted model, not a curated record
CGACGUGCAAUUCGUUUUGAAGAAGCCGAAACGAAUAACUCCAAGAAACCACUGACGCCCCGAGACCUUCAGGCAGAUCUAAAAGGCGUAACAAUCUGGGGAGUUGACCCUGGGGUGACUGACGUUUUCGUGACAGUGGAUGGUUCUGGAGCAGAAGCGCAUCGAAUUCGCAAGAUCUCCACUCGCGAAUAUUACGAUGUUUGCGGAUAUAACAAGGCCACCUAUAAAGAGGCAAUACACAGAAGGCGCUCCGGAAGUGAAGAAGAUCAUCGAUAAUCUACCAUCUGUAAGAACAGCGAGUGGUCAUCGUUUCCUUGAACCCGUUCGUGAUCGAUUACUACAUCAUCGUACGAUUUGCGCUUUUUACGACGACGGUAACAGGUACGUGAAUCUCUAUAUCACUGUUAUGUCAAAGAUUAACAAGCUGAAGCUGAAACCAUACAUGGAUAAACAGAAAGGAACCGCCGAGAUUGCGAAUUGUCUCCUGGCAGGGAGCAAGAAAUACGAUGCGAAAAAACCAAGUCCACGUCCCACGUCCGACAACGGUAAACUGGCAGCCAGCAUGUCCCAAUGACACGCCGAGUGAUCAGAAGAAUUCAAUCAUUGUUGCAUAUGGAAACGCCUCAUUUUCGGGAACAAUGAAGGGAAAGUUGUAGUGCCCUAAAUGCGUCAAUCGUGAAAAGGUUGAAGCAACUUUCUUGGACAAAGUUAAGGAACGAACAAGAAAUAGUGAAGCGAAAAGCAAUAAACAUA